Molecule: messenger RNA, 1960 nt
Organism: Hypanus sabinus (Atlantic stingray)
Lineage: Eukaryota; Metazoa; Chordata; Chondrichthyes; Myliobatiformes; Dasyatidae
Exons: 6
Coding region: 334-726 (130 amino acids)
Source: RefSeq, a predicted model, not a curated record
AAAUUAUACCACCAUGUCCAUUUCUUGUACAAAAAAACUGGAUAAAUCCAAUAUAAUUAAUUAUUGGCUCAUCAUUCUCUACUGAAUUGUUGGCAAUGUGAUCAAUGGUGUCAAAGAGCACCAGCUUUGUAUUAACUUCAGUUGUUGCAAAUGGCUUUACACCUCAUCAAUGCAUUAGUGCAAUAAGCUGAACUCUGGGUGGAGGGGAGUGAGGUGAAACUGACAGCUCCUGUCCUUCAUCUUGCAUUUGACUGAGAAGGACAUUGAGACCAGCUUUCCAGCAGAUGAAGUUGUCCAUGCUGGCAUGAAACAGGACCUAGACAACAGUUAAGCAUGGAAUGUUACAAGAGAAAUGACUCUCCUGCCACACAAGUUCCAGGCAAUGACCAUCUCUACUACGUGCUACAAUUUCACUUUGGAUAUCCCAAGAUCAGUGUACUCUGGAGAAUGACCCUUGCAUUCAAUUGUUCUGUAACACAUCAGACAUCAUUGUUGAUGCUGCCUGAGCUGCUGUGUUCCUUCAGCAUUUUGUGUGUUGUUCUGGAUUUCCAGCAUCUGCAGAAUCUCUUAUGUUUGAAGUCUGCCACUGGGACCACCCAACUGGCUUGGCUGAUGUCCCCAGGGCCGGUGCUGCUCCGGAAACACGUGAGGAGCAAUAAAUACACCCCGCUGGUCGAGAGGGUUGACCUACUUCAUGUGAACCCCCAAGUUGAAGCUGCGAACUGAUCUGGCUGCUCUGCGUUUUCACCCCACUUGUGUGAUGAACUUGUACCAAGGCUUAGAUGUACUCUGGCUGCUCCAGGAGUGGACCUGGGACUCAGUCUGGUUCAGAAUGCUGUUGGCUUGCUUCUAUUGUUUGCAUGAUUUGUGUUUUUUCCUCUGCAUGGUGGUUCUUGGUCUUCUUCUUUUAAAAAUUGGGUUAUUUGGGUUUCUUGCUUUGUGGCUGUCUGUAAGCAGAUAAAUCUUAAGGUGUAUAAUUUAUGCAUGCUUUGAAGAUAAUUGUGCUUUGAAACUUUGAAUCUUGAAUAUUUUGUUAAUCUACAACUUUCACUUUUAGUUCCAUAGAAUUUAUACUUCUGAAACAGGCCAUUCAACUCCAACAAUUCUACAUUGGUGAUACAAAAGGUAACAGGUACUGUAAUCUGGAGCAACACACAAAGCUUUUGAGGAACUCAGCAGGUUUGUCAGCAUCAAUGAAGGGCUGUAGUCAACAGCAGGGGUCAAGACCUCUCAUCUGGACUGAAAGAAGGGAGAGAGACAGAAUAAAAAGGAGCCCGCAGGUCAUAGCUGAUUCUCUGUUGGUGCUUGCCUAUCUUCCUAUUCCUUUCUUUUACAUUAAGAUUCCAAUUAAAAUACCAUUUCAUCAAUAGUGGUAUGUGGGGAAAGGAAUUUCCCCUGAAUUCUUUUUGACCUCAUGCUUUAGAAUCACCCUAGAAGCAGAAAGAUCUUUUCAAUGACUACCUUAUUGAACUGCAUUAUUUUCAUGUAUUUCCUGAAAUUGUUAGACUCAGCAGUCAGUUUUGUAUUAUGUCUUCUUUCCAUGGCUUUAAUCAACCUUAAAAAUAAAAUUUUGUUGAACCUCUUUGCAUUUCCCAGCAGUUUGGGCAUUUGAUGGGAUCAUGUGCCAUUUGAAGGCUGCAUUGUCAUAAAAUACAAUCCAGAUGUGACACCAAACUUAAAUUUUCACAGAAUGUACAAUAUUGUCUUCCUAAAAUAUUGGACCAGAUGAUAAAUGCUAAAGAAGGUGCAUUAUCAAAAGUGGUAGAUGCCACAAUUGCCAAUACUACAGUACUUUUGUUGUGUUUAAUGUUUCACAUUUCCUGAUUAAGGCAGGUAUUAUUUGGUACCUCUAUCAUAUAACCAGCCCACUUUCUUCCUACCUCUGGUUUUAAUCUUUCUUAUUGUACAUUCAAAUUUGUAACAAUAAAAUGAGAAUGUUCUGAUUUUUUAUAUGAAUUGA